CAUUUUUUCUGUCUCUUGGUUUGUUACAGAUCCUGCAGGCUCUAGGGAAAUCGUACCACCCAGGCUGCUUCCGAUGCGUGGUCUGCAAUGAGUGUCUGGAUGGUGUGCCAUUCACUGUAGACUCUGAAAACAAAAUCUACUGUGUCAGAGAUUACCACAAAGUUUUAGCUCCAAAGUGUGCAGCCUGUGGACUUCCCAUUCUGCCCUCUGAGGGGUCUGAUGAGACCAUUCGGGUUGUGUCCAUGGACAAGGAUUACCAUGUGGAAUGUUAUCACUGUGAGGAUUGUGGGAUGGAGCUGAAUGAUGAAGAUGGGCAUCGCUGUUACCCACUAGAUGAACAUUUGCUUUGUCACUCCUGUCAUCUGAAACACAUAGAAAGCAGCACAACCCCGGCGGCUGGGUACCAGCACCGCUACUAGUCACCAUGGACGACAUCAGAAAGCUAGGACAGAAGACUUACUACACAAUCUCCCUCUCCCCACCCUCAGUUGAUUUCUUGUGCAUGUUUUCCACCAGUCAGCAAUGUUCCUGUAAAAGGAUAUGAGAGAUUUUUGCUGUAUUCCCAGAGUUUGUAUGCUUGUGAGUUCCAGCUGCAUCAGACCAUGUCUACUUGACCAAGAAUGUGGCAUGUUAUCUAAACUGAUCAGUUUACUUUUACGUGCCUUCUUCUGCUGUCUGGAGAUUCCUCUUGGCUCAUUUUGGAAGAUUCUUCAGUGAAAGCACAAUUUGCUGUCGUGCCUAUGAACUCAGAUCGUGCCAUGCACAAUUAAAAAGCCAGAGGCUGGCUUCCCUGCCUGCCAGGGACAUCCCGUCGGUCUACAGUUUCCUGACAAGUGCAUUUCACCAGAUUCCCUGAAGGACACCAGCCUAUUAAU
This is a messenger RNA of Phaethon lepturus (White-tailed tropicbird), 875 nucleotides long. RefSeq names its product LIM domain-containing protein 1-like. Gene Ontology annotation, molecular function: transcription corepressor activity. The record is from RefSeq and is a predicted model, not a curated record. The annotation marks the transcript as partial. NCBI's taxonomy places the organism in Eukaryota, Metazoa, Chordata, Aves, Phaethontiformes, Phaethontidae. Gene Ontology annotation, cellular component: adherens junction; nucleus; transcription regulator complex. Gene Ontology annotation, biological process: cytoskeleton organization; positive regulation of miRNA-mediated gene silencing; negative regulation of hippo signaling. The transcript is spliced from 4 exons.